AGCUUGCUGCUGUAAGUAGGAAUACAGCAUAACAUAUUUUCUCCGUCAAUUACAAACUUAGUGUUUUCUUCCAUUUGUAGUAAUUUUUUUUCUUAAAUCCCUUUUUCCUAUUAUUUGCUUUGUACCUAUUUAAGCAAGACAUCAUUUUUUCUGUUCUGUUCUCCAUCAUUCUCCAACACUUUUCAGUUACAUGCAUUCCUUUAAAAAAAAUAGUAUGAAAUUUCUUAGGAGCCACCUCCAUCGUUUUCUCUUCCAUUUUAGUUCACACAAAAUUUUCCAGAAGAACACUUUUUUAUUUUAUUUUUUUUAUAUUCCUGCUGAUGCUACCUGCAUUCUCCAACCACUUUUUAGUUGCAUGCAUUUUUUUUUUAAUAUUAAAGGUUGUUAGAGCUCACCCUUUGUCGAUUUGUCUUCCUUUUCAGUUCACACUUUUUUCCUGAAGCAAUGAAGUCACACAAAGAAGAUGACAAUGUAAACAAAAAGAAUACAAGAGCUCAUUCUGCUUUAAUUUUCUUGUUUUUUUUUUUUUUUAUUUCUGUAUAGUUUUGUUUGUUUAUUUAUUAAUUAAUUAUUUUCAUUGAUUAUAUUUUUUAUUGUUACUGUGUAGUUAAUAUCAGUGAUGAUAGCUGUUGGGAUUUGGUUAUUUUUACAUUAGUAUAUUGUGUAAUUUGUUUAAGGGUCAAAAUUUCACAUAGUUACUUAUUACUUCAUUGAUUUUGAAUAGCUUUGUUAAUUCUUUCUUAAAUAAAUCACAAAUGUGGUAGCUUUUACAUUUGAAUCAUUUAUGGGUAGUGGGGAUUUGCUGAUUUUACAAACUAAUACCAAUUGUUUCACACUCAUUUCUUUUUUUCUUUUUUUUUCACAAAGUGAUAAUCAAUCUUCAGUGAGUUUCUUUAUGGAGGGUUACAGUUUUGAUAGAAUGUUCAAGGCUGAAUGUUGUGAGAUAUGUGGUGCUAUUGGUUGGAAAGAAGUACUACUUACUUGUUCUAAAUGCAAAGGAGGACGUGAACAUGCUUAUUGCACGAAAUUUCAUACCUUAAUAAUUCCAGAAUAUUGGGUCUGUGAGCCUUGCGGAUCCAAGUGUGUGUCAACUUCACCACUUAAAGAGGAUCGUGGUAUUGGCUCAAGGGCUUCUAAAAUGUACCAAACAAGCAAAACUGCAAAAGUGAAGUCACUUACAAAGGAUGAAGUCAUUAGACUCUCUUCUGGAGCAAGUCAUCCUGUUUCAUCUACUAUUGUACUUGGAAAACAUAGAAGAAAUGAUGAAAUACACAAGAAAACAAUGACUAGUAAACAUGCUUCUUGCUCGUUAUCAAAAGGACCAACAAAGGAGUGUGUAGAAGAUGACAUAUUUUCUGAAUCUCAUGUAGGACCAACAAAGGAGUGUGUAGAAGAAAAUCAAAAGUCCCUUGGAAGAGUGAUAGCUGAUCAUAAUAUUCAAGACUAUUAUUCUUGGAAGGAAAAGCUUGCAAACAAGGCACCUUUUGAAGCUUCAUCAUCAAGAAACUCUUCCCCUUUUGCUGAUUCAGGACCAUCAAAGAUAUGCUUAGAUAAAAACCAGCGACCAAUGGGUGGAGUGGCACCUGCUAAAAAAGUUCAAAUCCAUGAUCCUCAGAAAGAGAAGCCUACAAAAGCGGCACCUUUUGAAGCUUUAUUCGCAAGAAAAUCUUCCCCUAUUGUCGGCUCAGGUGGUAUCCCUUGUGCUAAUGAUGACGGCAAUCAGUUCACCAUUAAAAAAUAUGACAAGAGUAUUCAGCAAAGCUUAAACCUUGAUAGUAAAUUUUUACCGUGUUCAAUUACUACUUGGAGGGGUCAAUUCCAAAUUCUUCAUACUGCUUCACCUAGCAAGUUUUAUGAUGGGUUUGAAGCCCAACCACCAUUCAUUGUUAAUGGGAAAGCAUUUGCAUUUUCGAGAGAAAUGCCAUCGGUUCUUCAAUUGGAGUCCCGUCCUGCUUUGAAAGUCUUGAUUGACAUAUUCCAAGAUGAUUCUCCUCAGCUUCAGGAUAUUGCACUGUACUUCUUUCCAUCAGAAAAAACUGAGAGGUCAAGAAUGAACCUGAAUAGUAUAUUGAAGCUUAUGAAAGAUGAAAAAACAAUGCUGAGAAGUUAUAUUAAUGGAGUAGAGUUGCUGAUAUUUACCUCAAAUCAACUUGGCAUGGACUCAAGGGGUGCCAUUGCUACAAUAAACGAUGGACAUUUCCUGUGGGGAUUAUUUCGCAAAAAGAAAAUUGACAAAGCUAUUGAAAGAGUACCUAAAAUGGAGCCACUUGAUAUGGACUUUGAUAUGUGGAAGGAUGCGAUGGGGAGAACUUAUCAACUUGGACUAGUUACACCCAAUCUGGGUGCUCCUCCAGGCUUUGAAGAAUAACCAAAACGUCUUCAUGAAACUUCUUGCGGAAGAUCAGGACCUAACAGCACAUGAUUUGAGACCUUCCUUCCAGAUGGUGCAGUGAACAAACUUCAUUAGUUGAAGUAAAAUAUCACUAGGUGUUGCUAUACUCUAUACUACAACAUUUGUUUGCUCAGUUUCUGAACCCAGUUAAAAAUAUCUCCAGGUUUAGCUUGUGUUCGAAUUUCAGAAGUUUGUUCUGAAAGAUGCAAAUUGUAUUCACUCUAUCUAAAAGAUUGUUACAAUUCUAUUCUACAUCAGAAUAUAUAUAUAUAGGAGGAGAAGUUACAUUGCAGUAGAGAGUGGUUUGGAGCAAUUAUAACACAAACUA
This is a messenger RNA of Vigna radiata var. radiata (mung bean), 2720 nucleotides long. RefSeq lists its product as uncharacterized. The coding region runs from base 785 to 2368 and encodes 527 amino acids. The record is from RefSeq and is a predicted model, not a curated record. The transcript has 9 exons. Lineage: Eukaryota; Viridiplantae; Streptophyta; Magnoliopsida; Fabales; Fabaceae.